UAUUAUAACACAUAAUAAAGAUAUUAUAUGUUAAUAAUAAUGAUUAUAAGACAUGCGAAUACUGCCAUUUUUCUAUAGCAUUGUAUUUAUGGUAUAUACAACAGGUACACCUCUCAAUGUGGAGAACGAUCAGAUAACUAUUAGAAGUAUUAGUAGAGAAAAGCAAGAUGAUUAUAUUAUUUUGAAACUUCAAGAUAAACCAAUAGUUAUGUUGUUUUCUGAAGAUAUUAGUAAUGGAAAGAAGAAAAAAAUGUUCUUGGUGGAAACGGGUCCUCAAGCAGAAAAAAUUACAAAUGAACUAUACAACUCCAAACUUGACAAAGCAGCCAAAUAAAGAGAAAAUAAAAUACUAACUAAC
Messenger RNA from Nezara viridula (southern green stink bug), 358 nucleotides. The record is from the annotation of a GenBank genome assembly. Lineage: Eukaryota; Metazoa; Arthropoda; Insecta; Hemiptera; Pentatomidae.